UCGUUCACUCACAUGUGAGAUUUGACACAAUACACUUCCGCUUAUACAAUUAACUUUUUUUGUGCUAUAUCCUUAAAUAAAUUAAUUAUAUGAAGCGUUUUUAAGAUAUAGCGACAAUAGAUUUCUGGAAGUCUUUAUAUAACAUGUUUAUUAAAAUGUAAUUUGCGACAACGAGCACUCUUGAUGCAAUUUAGAUAAUUCUCUCAUUAAUGUUUAGAAGUAAUAAAUUAAUUCAAGGAAUUUCAAGUAAGUUAACACCUCGUUUGUGCCAUAUAAUCCCUAUGCUGAGACUGUUGUCGUUAAUCGUUGGACGUACAGCGCACAUUACACCAAGUCAUAAAUUCAGUACAGCAUCAGUCAUGGCAAAAAGUAAGUUUGAGUACGUGAGAAACUUUGAGCUUGACGACACGUGUUUGAGAAACUGCUACAUUGUGGUUCGACUGGAUGGACGCAACUUCCAUAAGUUUUCAGAUCAGCAUCAGUUCAUUAAACCCAAUGACAACAGAGCUCUGUGUCUGAUGAGCCGCAGUGCCCGUUCAGUCAUGGAGGAACUAGAUGACAUCACUAUCGCAUAUGGACAGAGUGAUGAGUUCAGCUUUGUGUUCAAGAGGUCAACCAACUGGUUCAAAAGGAGGACCAGUAAACUGAUGACCCAUGUGACUUCCCAGUUUUCCUCUAGCUUUGUUUUUUACUGGAAGGAGUAUUUUGGGGAGCAGCCACUGCUGUACCCGCCCAGCUUUGAUGGCAGGGUGGUGCUGUAUCCUAGCAACCGUAACCUUAGGGACUAUUUAAGCUGGAGACAGGCAGAUUGUCACAUCAACAAUUUGUACAACACUGCGUUCUGGACAUUGGUGCAGAAAGGUGGACUGACCACAACUCAAGCUGAGGACAGGCUUAAUGGAACACAAGCUGCAGAUAAGAAUGAGAUCUUGUAUUCAGAGUUCAAUAUCAAUUACAAUAAUGAAACUGCACUGCACAGAAAAGGCACGACUUUAAUAUGGGAAAAGGUGAAUGAAACGACAACAAAACAUAUUAAGCGACCCAGUGAGGAAGAGACAGAAGUUACUGUGACACGGACCAGGAAGACAGUUACUGCACAUUCCUGCGAUAUCAUUGGAGACCAGUUCUGGGAAGAACAUCCAGAUAUUCUGGAAAGCGACCAAUGUUAAACACCAGGUUAAAAAGCCUGGACCAUGCCAAAAAUGCAUCUACUUUUUAUGUUGAUAUUUAAUAAAGAAUAAUAAAAUAAAUUGUUCUGUUUUUUUUUUUUUUGAGAGAAAAAAAAUAAUAAUGGGGAGGCCACUGAUUCUUGAGAUGUGAAAUAAAACACCUCCCACAAUUUGACCUGGCAUUACGUUGGAAAAUAGCACCACUUUUUACUUAGAAUGUGCUUUAUCAAUCCAUACAAAAUUAUUCAUUUUUCUUUCUAAAACCACCCAUCUUCAGACGAACUCAGUACAUUAGAACUUUACAAAAAAUGUACAAAUUUAAAUAUGUAUCUUAAUAUAAACAUUACUACUAUGUCCUGACAGAAUAAAGAGGUUACUUUUGAUAAUAUUCUUUCAUUUAAAUCUUCACAGCUGUUUCUCUGUUUAUGAAAACAUUUAUAAAAUCAGGCAUCAUUUAAGUCAGACCUCUUUUCAUAUUUGACUGUUAUGAAUUCAACAAGGCCACACAUGCUUUUAGUUUUAUAAUCUUAGGUAACUGUAACUAUAUUUAUUGUGUUGCAACUAUGUUAUGUCAGCUCUCACACAAAAUUGUAAGAAAUGGUUUGGGACUUUCCCUUAUUUUAACAUACUGCUUGUGAUUUAUUGGCAGCGCCUGUGUGAAGUCUUCCCUUCCUCUUUAUAUUCUCUCAUUUGUCUUGCCUUCCCCAUCAGAUCGAUGUGUUCUGUUCAGUCUCACUUCCGGUUGUAUUUCUAUCCUGUCCUGUCAUCCAGUCUGUUUGUUCUCCCUCGAGAGUGUUUUCUUUGUAUUUUGUUGGUUUUUCAUUUCAAUAAAAACACUUUUCA
Messenger RNA from Xyrauchen texanus (razorback sucker), 2012 nucleotides. RefSeq names its product probable tRNA(His) guanylyltransferase. Lineage: Eukaryota; Metazoa; Chordata; Actinopteri; Cypriniformes; Catostomidae. The transcript is spliced from 6 exons. The record is from RefSeq and is a predicted model, not a curated record. Gene Ontology annotation, biological process: tRNA modification. Bases 210 to 1169 code for a protein of 319 amino acids. Gene Ontology annotation, molecular function: magnesium ion binding; tRNA guanylyltransferase activity.